ACUCUCACCCACUUUCUCUCUCUACACUUAGACACCUAUACGUAUACAUAUGCCAGGAGAUUUUACGGCUCAGAAUUGCUACGACGUCCUUGUUCACGUCUUAUCUGAUAAAACCCAAUCCCUUUCCUCUAUUUCUUUGUCUCAUCCUCUAUAUAUAUAUAAUAUACAAUAACGCUAUGUAUCAUUAAUUUGGUCUGGCAUCGAGCCCACAUGCCUAGGGUUUAAAAGAUAUCUCUCCAGUAAUUGCGAUUCGGAUUUCUUCAAAUUUGCUUUCGUAAUCCGAUGUGCCUUUUUCGUUUCUCAACAUCAAUUUCAGCUGGUUUUGGGAAUUGGGUUUGGUUUGCCGUUGGGUUGCGUUUGUAAUUUGAAGUGGGUUUUGCCAAAUUUAGAGUCUUGUGAUUGAAAUAGUGGAAAUGGAGAUGGUUGCUGGAGAUAAACCGCUUGUUUUUGCUGAUUUGAUGUUUUGAGGAUUCCAUUUUCUGUAUUGAGUGAGCGAAAAUCGCAUUCUGAUAAGCAGUCACAUGGGAUAAAUCAACUAGUUGGAUUUCAUAUAUAUUUGUGCAAGGCACAUUUUGCAAUACAAAGAAUACAUGGCCAGCUGGAUUUCACUACCUGCAGAGCUAUAUCAAAAGUCAUUUUGUACAAAUACAAAAUAAAUUCUUCAGUCUUAGUAGGAGACUUUUCUCUUCCUUUGGAAAAAGACUUUUCAGUCUAAUACACAGGAAAGGAAGGAGGGAGGGAGAGAGAGAUCCUCCCGUGUAAGAAGCUCAUCAAACUCCGGUAACGUCCUACGUCCUUCUCUGCACCCGUGUUGUGUCGUAUCGACAUAGGUACUCUGUCCUAAACCGAAAGCAUGAUGGGCAUUAAGGAUUGGGUUUUAUCUCAAUUGGUAGCCAAAUCGGUGGUCUCAUCAAGGCCAUUGUCAUCCAGUGGUAGGUUUUCCGACGAGGAACCUCUGAAUGAAGAGCUCAGCAGCCAAGUGCCAGUGGCAGCUGAUGCAUCUCACUCAUCCAUUAUUAAUAAUGAGAGUCAUCAUCAUUACCCCUCACAGCAAGUUGUGGUGGAAAAUUCUUGUCAGUCUCAUUGUAGCACUACUGAUGAGAAGUUGGAUCCGUUGGCAAAGAUUGAGGAUCUCCAAAUUCAGUUCUUGCGUCUUCUUCGACGGCUUGGGCAGUCACAAGACAAUCUUCUGGUGGCAAAGGUCUUAUAUCGGAUACACCUUGCAACUUUGAUACGAGCAGGGGAAUCAGAUCUGAAAAGAGCCAAUCUCAGAAGUGAUAGAGCUAGAAAAAUUGCAGCAGAACAAGAGUCAUCUGGACUACCUGAGUUGGAUUUCUCAUUCAGAGUGCUUGUCUUGGGGAAAACAGGUGUUGGCAAAAGCGCAACCAUAAAUUCUAUUUUUGGUCAAACCAAGGCCGUGACUGAUGCAUUUCAACCCGCCACAGAUCACAUCCAAGAGAUUGUGGGAAUGGUUAAUGGAAUUAAAAUAUCGUUCAUCGACACACCAGGUCUUCUGCCUUCCUCUACAAAUACUUUCAGAAGAAAUCGAAAGAUUUUGUGCUCCGUGAAGAGGUUCAUUAAAAAGUCCCCACCAGAUAUUGUUUUAUAUUUUGAACGGCUUGACCUAAUGAAUGUGGGUUGUAGUGAUUUUCCCCUUUUGAAGCUUAUGACGGAGGUCUUUGGGCUUGCAAUUUGGUUCAACACCAUCCUUGUCAUGACUCAUUCUUUCUCAGCUCUUCCUGAAGCACCCGAUGGGUAUCCUGUCAGCUAUGAAUCUUAUGUGACUCACUGCACAGAUUUGAUGCAGCAUUAUAUUCAACAGGCAGUUUCAGAUUCGAAACUUGAAAACCAGGUACUUUUGGUGGAGAAUCAUCCUCAUUGUAAAACAGAUAUCACGGGUGAGAAAAUUCUUCCAAACGGACAGGUUUGGAAAUCUCAGUUCUUGUUGUUAUGCAUAUGUACUAAAGUUCUGGGCGAUGUUAAUAGGAUUUUGAAAUUACAAGACAGUAUUGAACUGGGGCCAUCAAGUAUUACACGGUUGCCUUCUCUGCCCCAUCUUCUCUCUUCUUUUCUACGGCAUCGCACGAUUUUGGGCCCAAGUGGAGUGGACAUUGAUGCUGAUGAGAUUUCUUUUUCAGACACGGAGGAAGAAGACGAGUAUGACCAAUUACCACCUAUUCGAAUUCUGACAAAAUCUCAGUUUGAGAAAUUGACUAAUUUGCAGAAAAAGGACUAUCUUGAUGAGCUGGAUUACCGGGAGACCUUGUAUAUGAAGAAACAAUUGAAAGAAGAGUCUCGUAGGCAGAGAGAGAACAAGAUUCUCAAAGAUGGGAGUUUGGCUAGUGAUGAUAAUACUGAUAAUCAGGAGCCUCCAGAGGCUGUUCAACUACCGGAUAUGGCAGUCCCUCCAAGUUUUGACGCAGAUUGCCCUGUACAUAGAUUUCGUUGCCUUGUAACAAAUGAUCAGUGGCUUGUGAGACCCGUUCUUGAUCCACAUGGAUGGGAUCAUGAUGUGGGGUUUGAUGGGAUAAACCUGGAGACCUGUAUGGAAAUAAAGCACAAUGUCUUUGCCUGUGUCACAGGACAAAUGAGCAAGGACAAGCAAGAUUUCAGUAUUCAAUCAGAAUGUACCACAGUUUAUGUGGAUCCUCGAGGACCCAUUUAUAGUGUCGGCCUUGAUCUUCAAUCUGCUGCCAAAGAUCUGAUCUAUACUGUUCGCAGCAACGCGAAGCUGAGGUAUUUGAAACACAAUGUCACUGAAUGUGGUGUUUCGGUGACAUCUUUUGGGAAGGAGUAUUAUAUUGGUGCUAAGCUUGAAGACGGUGUCUCAGUUGGGAAUAGACUGAAGUUAUUAAUGAAUGCCGGUUGCAUGGGGGGUCAUGGACAAUUAGCUUAUGGAGGGAGUUUGGAAGCUACUUUAAGGGGUCGGGACUACCCUGUGAGAAAUGAAAGUGUGAGUCUGACAAUGACAGUCCUCUCAGUUAAUAAAGAGACACUGUUGGGUGGAAAUUUUCAGUCUGACUUCCGAUUAAGUCGAGGAACGAGAAUGUCAGUUAGUGCCAAUUUAAACAGCCGGAAAAUGGGUCAGGUUUGUGUAAAGACAAAUAGCUCCGACCAUGUUGAAAUAGCUCUCAUUGCAGUUGUCUCAAUUUGCAGGGCCUUGUUACGGAGAAAGACCACUAGUAUCAGAGAAACCCUUGAGGCGGAAUAAAUUUAAUUGUCUUUCGGUGCUAGGCUUGAUCAGUUUUGAUGGAGAACUUUCAUAGCAGGGCAUUGUAUGAGUAUUCAUCCUAUGCCCAAUAACGAAAUAAAAUGGAUAUGGGGGUUCCAAAGAGUUUCGUAGAUGCCUAAUUGGUCGGUGUUGUUGCUGAAGUAGCAGGCACUCUAGUUUAACUUGUUAUAGUGCCAGUGAACUCAAGAUUCUGAUAGCUGCCUCGCAGUGACCACUGGUUUGUAUCAUGUAUACCAAGGUGAUAAUGUAUAGCAUAUCAUGGGAGAGUAGUUUUGUUUUUUUGUUUUUUGUAUUAGUUAUGUAUGAAAGGUGAGCAAGGAUCAUUCUCCAAGUAAGGGAAAUGUUGUUGAGCUUCAUUUUUGUUUCAUGGCACCGAAUCAUUACCCUGAUGUCUUGUUAUAAAAUGUAUUGUGCCCUGUUUAUUCACUUAUUCUAAUUUGAUUUUGUGAUUGAGAGUCAUGGAA
Molecule: messenger RNA, 3696 nt
Organism: Camellia sinensis
Lineage: Eukaryota; Viridiplantae; Streptophyta; Magnoliopsida; Ericales; Theaceae
Gene: TOC90
Product: Avirulence induced gene (AIG1) family protein
Biological process (GO): protein targeting to chloroplast
Cellular component (GO): chloroplast outer membrane
Molecular function (GO): GTPase activity; GTP binding
Source: RefSeq, a predicted model, not a curated record